AGCUGUCUCUGUGUGCUCGUUGGACAGAGGAGGACACGUACUGCUGGAGCUGGUCUCCAACUCUGACUGGGAUUUGCUUGGGGCUCGGACUGACGCCCUGCAGGACAGGGGUGGCUUUGGCCUUCGUGUGGGAUUCUACCUUCGGAGUGACCAGUUUUAUAGACUUCUUUGACCUGCUGCCGGCAGCGCGGGUGGAUCCAGGGCAGGACUUCCUGAGGAGGAGUAGAACCAGAGGAACAGGAUUCGCUCUGAGGACGAAGUGAUAGUGUCCCACCGACAGACCGACAGACCCUAUGGCCUCAGACCAGACAGACGUGUCCAGCGGGGUCAUGGAGGAGUCGGAGGUCUGCUCCCUGCCCGGGGGGCUAGCCAGCGUCAGAAAACAAUUUGAAGCCCAGGAAACUGCAACAUCGCACAAUGUGACCCAGUUCCAUGUCCAUCACAGAAGCGUGCAGGAAGUGUCCAGCUCUGAGGUCACAGUGAGAGGCAACGUCAGACACGUCGUCCCAGCCAACCAGCACAUUCAUUUCUACCAGAAUGACAUGGUCACACAUGAAGAAAACAACGUGAUCUCCAGUUAUGAGGACCAUGAUCAGGAAGCAGAGGAGGACCUCCCAAGACUCACCACCAAGGAGCUGAGGGAACGCUUUGAAAAAACCAUAGAAGAAGCUGCUCCCAGCAAGAAAGUUAAGAUGGAACGUGAUAUAAACCGCUCUCAGUGGUCCUCCAAUGUAUCUCAAAAAGUCUCAACUGGUGAGAUGUACCAAGUGUCAGUCUGUGAAGCCUCAAACCAAGGUGUCUUUGACUACGAAGACACUGAAUACUUCCCUCCACCACCACCAGAGGAAUCAGAGAACCUCCCGCCUCCCCCUCCAGACUUACUGCAGCUCCCGUCAGACAGUCCAGACAUGCCAGAAGAAUUCUACUCCCCGGAGCCCCCAGAAGCAAGUUACACAUCCAAACAACCAAUGAACCGCGAGGAGUACUCAAAGCAGAGAAACCUCUUCGAGUUGAAACGUCUCUACAAGCACAUCCAUCCCGAAGUUCGCAAGAACAUCGAGAAAUAUUACCACGCCGAUGUGUCUGAGACACAACAAGACUGUCAGGAAUACAUGUACUACGACGACGGAAGCAGUCCUAACAACAUCAGCAUCAGCCCAGACCAAGAGUAUCUGGAAUGGGAUGAAAUCCUCCACGGGGAGGUCCAGUCGAUGCGCUGGAUGUUUGAAAACAAACCGUUGGACGCCAUCAAAGACGAGCUCCCCGAGGAGGCGGACGAUAAGAAGAUCACUCAGCAGGAGGUCAUCGUGGGGAAGGACGUGAGGCGCACGGCCUGGAUGUUUGAGACGCAGCCCAUGGACGAGCUGGGCUCUCACAACACAGAGUCCACCGAAUACAGGAACAAGUUCAACAAGCUGGACAAGGGAGACGUCCGCGCCGCCGCCUGGCUGUUCGAGACGCAGCCCCUGGAGACGCUCAACAGGAGGCAGGGGGAGCAGGAGCUGACCAAAGAGCUGGUGUUCACCGAAGAGGACGUGAACUCCACCGUGUACAUGGUGGAGAGUCAGUACAUGGAAACGCUGGGUCACACGGAGACCAUCGACGAGAGCCACCUGCUCAGCCUGAGGUCCGUCCUGGAGGAGAUCAAAGGAGAAACCAAGAUCGUCACCAGCACCUUUGAGACCCAGUUCACGUGCGUCCUCAUGGGCCAGGCAGCGGGGCAGCUGCUGGAGAUCAAGUCUGUGAGGAAGCUGGAGAUGGAGACCCACUCCUCCACCACCUCCCGCUGGCUGUUUGACACCCAGCCCCUGGACAUGACCGCCAAGACGUGCACCGCCGUCAAGCUGGUGUGCAGCCUCUCCUUGGAAGACAACAACAGAGGCAGCUGGGGGAGGUGGCUCUUUGAGACCAAGACGUUGGACGCUUUGAACGACGACUGGGAAAGUACCAAGCUGCAGAGGGAGGAGAUCGUAGGCGCUGACGUUAGGAAACACUGCAUGGUGUUCGAAACUCAGCCCAUGGACUCUCUGAAGGACGACUCAAACGCCAGGCCCCCUACCAUAGAGGAAGUCAUUGGGGGUAACGUCCGAUCCGCAAGACACUUUUUUGAGACCAGUCCAAAGUCCGCUGCUAAGAAUGGUCUUGAGGUGGGGAAGCUUAAAAAGGCUGUGGCGCACGAGGAGGAGAGAGGAGAUGUGAGACAUCAGAAGUGGCUGUUUGAGACUCAACCAUUGGAGCACAUAAGAGAAGAGAAAAAAGAGGUUGUUCGAACUGUGAACCUGCAGGAAGACCUCACUCAGGAGGAUGGCACAACCGUCACGGCCGACGUUCGAAAGAACUGCUGGGUGUUUGAGACACAGCCCAUGGAUACACUGAAAGACGAUUCAAACUCGAGGCCUUUAUCUAAAGAGGAGAUUAUUUGCGGUAAUGUCAGAUCAGCAAGAAACUAUUUUGAGACAGUCCCAAGUGAUGAUUUGAAAGAGCUUGCUGAGGUGGGUAAACUACAAAAAAUGGUAGCCCUGGAAGAAGAGAAGGGGGAUGUUAGACACCAAAAGUGGCUUUUUGAAAGCCAACCCCUGGAGAGCAUUAGAGAGGAGAAGAAGGAGGUGGUUCGCACCGUCAACCUCGGGGAGAUGAAUAAAGGGGACGUCUCAAACUACAAGAAAAUAUUUGAAACUACCGACCUGAGCAGAAAGGAUGAAUCUCAAAAGAUCCUUGUAGAAGGCGUCACGUGUGGCUCUGUGAAAUCGAACAAAGACCUCUUUGAGUCGACAACCCUGUAUGCCAUGCAGGACAGCUCUGGACACUACCACGAGGUGAAGACUGUGCGCCGUGAAGAGGUGGUCAAAGGAGACGUCACAUCUUGCAAAUGGAUGUUCGAAACUCGCCCUAUCGACCAAUUUGAUGAAAGCAUAAACAAUUUCCAAAUUAUCAAGGGAAUAUCCAAACAAGAGGUUGAGUCUGGGGACGUGAAAACCGCCAAGUGGCUGUUUGAAACACAGCCUCUCGAUGCUAUUAAAUACUUCAGCAAUAUGGAGGAUGAAGAAGAUGUUGGGACUACAGAGAAAGUUGACGUUGUGAAAGGUGAUGUGAAAACCUGCAAGUGGCUGUUUGAGACUAAACCAAUGGAUGUCCUAUACGAGAGGGCUGAAAUCAAAGUUGAAGAUGAAAGUGAAGAGGUUCACAAAGGAGAUGUGAAGACCUGCACGUGGCUGUUUGAGACCCAAGCUCUCGAUACCAUCCGAGAUGAGACAGAAACGGUUCUGAAGGUGUGUACUGUGAAACAAGACGAUGUUCAGGGCAAAGACGUAAGAAUGGCUUGCUUCCUCUUUGAGACAGAGAACCUUGAGAAUCUCACGGGGGAGGAGGAAGGUUUUAAGAGAAUAACUGAGAUAGACGUUCAAUCUGGCGACGUGUCUCACAUGAAGUGUAUCUUUGAGAACCAGACAUCAGAUAUCAUGACCUCAACAUCUAAGGAAGUCAUGCACAAGCUGAAGAGCCUUCAGUCAGAGGAUAUACAGAAAGGAAAUGUUGUUAACUGCAGAUGGCUCUUUGAGAACCAAUCCAUAGAUACGAUUCACGACAGCCAAGAUGAAUCUGUAAGCGGCCGUACUGUGAAGGACGUGCAAGGCGGCAAUGUCGAUAAAGGUCGUUUUAUUUUUGAGACCUACACCUUGGACAAAAUUCAAGAGGUGUCCUCCGACACAGAGGAGACAGACGUUACGAAAAUGCAGAAAAUUGUCCGUGAAGACGAAGAAAAAGGGGAUGUGAAGAACUACACCAUGAUGUUCGAAACUCAGCCCCUGUACGCCAUUCAGGAUAAAGAAGGCCAUUACCAUGAGGUCACGACCGUCACCAGUGAGGAGGUCAUGCGUGGAGAUGUGGUAGGCUCCCGAUGGUUAUUUGAAACCAAGCCCCUUGAUUCUAUCAGAGAUACUGAUGAGGUCUACAUCAUCAAGUCUGUCACACAGGAGGACGUUCAGAAAGGAGAUGUGACGUCCGCAAAGUGGAGAUUUGAGACGCAGCCUCUAGACAGGAUCGCAGAGGACAAAAAGAUGUUAGUCAAAACCGUAGAUGAUAUUCAAGGAGGAGAUGUCCGAAUGAACAAAAGACGCUUUGAGUCUGAUGACCUGGCGCAGACCUCUGUUCGAACGGUGAACGUCAGCGAGAUUCAAAAAGGCGAUGUGAGGACAGCCAAAUGGAUGUUUGAAACCCAGACAAUUGACAAAAUACGUAGCAUGAGCUCUGAAAAUAUUGUGGAGACCGUCAUGAAGGAGGAGGUAGCAAAGGGUGAUGUGAAACAAUCCGUUUGGCUCUUUGAGAAGAAUCCCCUCGACCACAUUAAAGAGGUGGAUGAGAACGGCAUCUUCACUCGAGAAGAAAUCCCCAAGGCAGACGUGCAGACAACAACAUGGCUGUUUGAAACCACUCCGUUCCACGACUUUAACGAGACCAGUACGGAGAAGACGGAAAUCGUGGGGAAAAGUAUCAAAGGAACCCUUGAGGAACUUUACAGUCAGAAAAUGGUAAGUUCAAAAGGAAUUCUCCUUGAAGCAGAUGAAAUUGGGGAUAUUAGAAUGGCAAAAUUCCAGCUAAUGAACAAGCAGGCUCCAAAGAUCCAGAAGGAGGAGGUGAUACACGGGGACAUGCAGAGCAUUAUGAUGAAUCUCCUAAACAGGCGGGACACAAAGGAGAGCGGCAUCGUGAUCGAUUCAGAAGAGAAAGGAAACAUCAGCACAACAGUGCAGCAGCUGUUCCGCCAGGAGAGAGACAGCACGGUGGAAAAAGAGGAAAUCAUUCGAGGAGACAUUCAGGAAGCAGUGAACAGUCUUCUGAAGGAGGGAGGCUCCGCCAAACGUGGAGUGCUCCUCCAGGAGGACGAGAAGGGAGACGUGAGGAUGACAAUAUAUUCCCUCCUUAAUAAACAAGACGACGUGAGCGUGGAGAAAGAGGACAUCGUCAGGGGCAACAUUAAGAGUGCCCUCCAGAGCCUGUCAAGUCUGGAGAACUCAGAACAGAUAAGGAUAAAGGUAGACGACUCCGAAAAGGGAAAUGUCAACUUUUUCUCCACGUGUAUCGAAUCGGGUGCACUUGACUAUCUCAAACAGCUCCAAGUAGGGCCGGAUGAAACUCUGCCUGACAAAGCUCAGAAAGAGGAGAUAGUUGGAGGUGACAUUAAAGGAACAAAACUCAUUCUGGGACGCAGCCAAGCACAGAUUGAACGUACGGUCGAAGACAUUGUUCCUGGAGAUGUUCACAGCACUGUGAAGGUUUUCAUGACCGAACCGAUGGCCUCGAUGGAUGGUCUGCAGAAAGAGGAAAUUGUGAGGGGGGAUUUAAGAGCGGCUAUGAAUUCCUUGUCACAGUCAGUGAACCAGUCUGUGGUGUUGGAGAAAGAGGAAGUAGUAAAAGGCAACAUAACCAAAUCUCUGCGCUGCCUGGAGAAGGCUCAAAAACGCUCCAAGGAGGUGGAGAAGCCAGACAUCGUCCGGGGCAACAUUAAAGGAGCCAUGAGGUCCCUUGAGCUGUCAGCGUCCUCCAGAGUUGACAACACGGUCGAGGAUCUCGUGGCCGGAGACGUCAAAGGAACCUUGAAGUCUCUGGUGAAGGCGACCCACCUGGUGAAGGAGGUGGAGAAGGAGGAGAUCGUGAGGGGGGACAUUCAUUCAGCGAUGAUGUGCCUGCAAGACGCUUCUAGUGACAGGAGGGUCUGCCAGCAGGAAAUAGAUGUUCAGGGAGAUGUGAGAGGAACUAUCCAGCUCCUAUUGGAAGCUCCAGCCUCCCCGCGUAUGCAGCGGCAACCCAGCACCGAGGGAGACGUGAAAAUGUCAAUAAAGUCUCUGUAUGACACUCAGGAUAUUCAGGAACAAAGCCAGUCCGAGAAGGAGGAGGUCUUAAAGGGGGAUGUUAAAGGCACAAUAAAGUCAUUAUUGGAGACAGCGAAGCGCGAAGCCCCUAAAAUCAGAAUUGGAGCAUACAGGCGAGUCAAAACUCCUGUGAAGGCUGAGAUCAAAGCGACCCCUGUAGCUACGACGACGAGCGCUGACGCACAAAGAAACGUACAGAAGAUAAGAACUGCUAAUUCCUCGAAGACUGAGAAUUCUGCGGUGGAGAAUCAUUCUCACUCAACUCAAUGCACAAUCAGCACAACCGAAUCUCAGACCACUCAGCAAUCCACUACCGUGGUAGAACACAAAACUAUCACCCAGAACCAUGACAUCAAAACUUUGAAGACGGAGUUCCGCAAUCUGAAUUCAAAUCGAAAGGGUUUCAUCAAAUUAGAUAAAACCAAAGUUAAAAGGGGUGUUUAUGUCCCCAAACCAACACUGCAAGAAUCUGAUCUGCCUCUGCCUCCCCCUCCUCCAUCAAUGUCUGAACACGACAACCAGUGCCCCACCCCUCCCCCACCCAUCAGCGACCUUCCCCCUCCCCCAACUCCCCCACCCGCUGUUGACUCUGAGCUGGAUGCUCUGCCCCCACCUCCUUCCCCCCCUCCCGGCUCCACAGAGCUGGACUUCCUCCCACCCCCUCCCUCUCAGCUGGAGCUCGACUCCAUGCCUUCCCAGACGCCUCAGCCCGCGCCGGCCAAAGCAACCAAAAUGAUCGUCAAGAAAGUCAAAGCCCCCGUGUUGCAGAAGGUCCCCAAGCUGGAGCCUCAGGUCCAGGUUCAGACGAAUCAAAUGGUUCAGUCGGCAACCAACACCGCCACGGCCAGAACGUCAGUGGUGGAAACGAGCACAAGUCAAACUGAGUCUGUUGUUCGUUCAUCAAAAAUGAUUUCCUCUGAAAUCCCCAUGCCACCUGUUUCACCAUGCCCACUGAGGAAGGGUUGUGUCUCCCCAGUGAGAUUCACACCUCCUCCUUCCCCUCCUCCUUCCAUUAAAGCCAAGACUAACAUGAGCAGAUUCACCACCCCAUUGAUAAAAGCAGAAGAAAAAUAUAGAAAGCUAAAAGAGGAUGAUCCUUCACCAGCUACUCCAGGUCCCUUUUCUACACACGAUUCAGUCACUGCUCAACCUGAGAUGGUUUCUUCUGAGGGUGCAGGUACUGAGCAAUCAAAGCAGAGCAGCGUAACAUUUGAUUUUACCCAAGAGAUGGCUAAAAAGACUGUGACUCAAGUCCAAUCAGACACAGUAUCAUCUGAAUCAUCCAAGCGAGUGAAAAAUUCAGAUACCCCCUCUAGCACGGCUUUGAUUACCGCUGUAAAUGUGAAAAAUCUGCCAGAUUCCACUGUUAUUUCUUCAACUAAACAGCAUACAGUCUCUAAUCAGAGUUCAAAAGUUGCCUCUGUUCAGGAGAUCACAUCCAUUUCAUCCUCAACACAACAAACGUUCAUGGAAAUGAAACAGCAAACUGCCACCAGUUCUUCCCAGCAGUCUCAGCUGAUUGAAAUAAACAAAGUCCAGACCUCGACCAGUGCUGUCACAAAAAAUGAUUUGAUCCAAACAGACAAGAAAGAAUUCAAAAAUCUCAAAACAAAGGGUUCCGAUAAAUCUGGAGUGAAAAAGAUAACCGAGAAGGCAGUUGCUUCUGCAAAGGUCACGGUAAAGUCAGAAUUGACAACAGAGAGGAAGGUGAAAGCCGGUAAAUCCUUGCAAUCUGAAGACAAAAAGAUAAAUGAUAAUCUCCCUGUGGCUGAGAAGGUUGCUCAUCAGCCAACAAAAACAGAAAACACAAUCACUGUGAAGAAUGUAAAGACAGGUAAAUCACCCCAAUCUGAGAACAAAAAGAUAAAUGAAAAUGAUAAAGUAUCUAAUCAGCCCUCCAUAACUGUCACGGCUACACAGGAGGCUGUUGUGAACGCAGGAAAAUCAGCACAUAAGACAAGGAAGAGCAUUAAACAAGAAACGCAACUGGAGAUCAAAGAUACAAGGCGGACAAGCGAGAGUGAAAAGGAAAAGGUGGUUGUGGAGAAAAGGGUGGAGAAAGGGGCCGAGCCUGGGGUGAGGCAGGACACCCAGACAAACCUCUAUGCUGCUCCAGAGGCCAAGGACAAUCAACCUCCAGCGACUCCCACUCCCAAACGCAAGAAGAAGAAGUCCCGGAAAUCAAACGGUGUGACACAGGCCGUCCCUGCAGAAGCCGCUGCCUAUGUGUCUGAGAAGUCACUCCAGAAUCAGGAGGUCACGGUCAUCCAGAUGCACGCAGGCAUGAAGGAGGAGCAUAGCAAAGUCCACAAAGAGGUUAUAAUCACGGAAAGCAAAGUUCAUCAGAGUUUUCAACAACAGGAGACCGUUACUGUUCAAAAGCAAGUCAAAGCUUCUCAGAAGAAGAAAGGGGAGGCGGGUCAUCAACAGACUGGAGAGAAGCCAAAGCAGGGAUGCAAGAAUGUUCCAGUAAAAGUGACCGGCAAGCCAGCACAGCGCCAAUCUGUUACGAUGUCAACAGAGAGCACACAGGAUGUUCAGAGACAAGCAGAAGUUCAAAAAUUAAUCUCACACAUAAUUGAACUGCAGGGAACUACAGGAAAGAUUGAUUCCAAGUCUGUGAAGACUCUGCUCAAUACAGUUCCUGAGUGGCUAAUUGGCUCAGAGGAGAAAAGUGAUUUGGAGGAAAAAGCAACUGAACAUAAUAUGGAGAAACUGAUAGAAAUAGUACAGUAUUUGAAGAAACUGACAGAGGCCAGAUUAACGUAUUUAGAAGGCAAGGGCACUGUGGAGAAGCAUGAAUGUGAGCAGAUGUCUGAAAAGAUUGUUAUUGGUGGGGCAACGCAGAGAAUAUCUAAAAUAAGUAUUGGCUCUGCGAAAGUUGAAUGUCAGAAGAAGGUUGUAGAGAAGAAAAAGACUUCACAUGAAAGCAGAAAACAAGAGACGCUCUCGGUGAAGCUAAGUGACCCCAGAGCGCCCUCUCCAUCAUUAAAGAUGCGCCCUCCCUCACCCACCUACAUUACCAUCGAGUCCGCGCGAAGAACGGACUCCCCUCAGCGCGUAACCCCCUCACCCACCCCGGUGCACCGACCGGCCACGCCUCCUACCCCCCCCCCUCGCAGGUCCGACACCCCGACGUCUCGCAUCAACAGAGUCACCCCCUCCCCCACCUUCGACAGGGCGGAGAACUUGGCUCGACUGAAGGACACCACAGCAAAACUCUCCCGCGGAGUAACACCGCCUCCAAUUUUGCCCCCCCAGCAAAUCACUGAAAAGAAAUCGGAAAUUGUGGAAUCUCCCGCUUCAUUCCAUCGGCAAAUCAAAACAGAGACACAUGCGGUGAAAAUGUCCGACACAGCAAGCGAUAACACAUCGGUGAUGGAGGACAGCGCUUGCUUUGUGGAUGCUCAGAGGAGUUUGGGUGUGGACACAGACAAGCCAGCUAGCCACCCGGAGCAGGUCACAGAGGUCGACGCCUCCUUCCGCCAAACAGAUUCAGAAGCUACGGCAGAGACGUCUGACUCAUCGACCGUCACCACAUCAGUGAGAGACAAGACAGAGUUUUUCGAAGAGGCUCGUAAAGCGAAGGUGAAUAAGACCUAUAUCCGGAAGGAGCCUAUCGACAUCCCCGAGCGCCUGGGCCCAGACACGGAGGAACCAGAGACCGAACACCAAGAGAAAGAGGAGGACCUUCUCAAGGUGGACUUGUCAGGUCUGGUCAACAAAUUCGAAACACCAGAAGAGAAAAUCUACAUUAGAAAGGAACCUAUUGUGAUCGCAGACAGACUUGGGGCAGAGAUGGAGAACUCUGAGACUGAAUCGGAGAAACCAGUAAGUCUGGAGGACGAAAUGCCAACAUUUGACAUCCGGAAUGUAAAAAAUGUUUUUGAGCUUGGUGAGGCAAGUGUCGCGUUCAAAGAGGAGAAAAGCAAACAGGAGGAGUUGGAAGCAGCAUUAGACAGUUCAAAGCGGGAGGGUCCUCAGGGGACAGAGGGGAGCUCUCGGCAGAGCGCCCCCUCCCCUCCACAGGAUGAGGUGGAAACAAAGCCAGCUCAGCCAGCAGGGUUUUCCGAGGCAAAGUCAGUCACUGAGCAGUUCUCAAGCGUCGAUGAAUUCGGCAACAAGACAGUCGGGUCACGUUGCACCACAACGGUCUCCCAGCACUCCAAGACCCUGUCUGCUUCGCCCGUGCCCUUCUCCAAGACCCUGUCUGCUUCGCCCGUGCCCAUCUCCAAGACCCUGUCUGCUUCGCCCGUGCCCGUCCCAUUCUCGUACGCUGACGCGGUCAAACGGAAAGCUCAGGAGUUGAAGGCCGCUGAAGCCCGUGAGGAAGCAUCCACGGAGGAGCUGCUUCAGAACUUCCACAGGACGUGGACGGAGAGCGAGAACGUUUUCAAGAGUCUCGGCUACAACGUCUCAGAGGAGAGGACAGCACACGUGGUUUCGCAUCAGGAGAAGACCGUUACAACCGGUUCGAGUUCCCAAGUCGGAGCUGUGUACUGCAUGUCGGAGGAGGGUCUAUCCCAUGGAUGCUCUAAUAGCGGACAGAAAAAAGUUCCAUAAAUCCUGUUUCUGCUGCGAGCAUUGCAGAACAAAAUUAAGCCUUGGCAACUAUGUGUCUCUCCAUGGACAUCUGUACUGUCUUCAUCAUUACAAACAACUCCUGAAGUCCAAAGGAAACCAUGGUAACGGCCCUGAACAGAUGCCACCUCCAGCAAGCGGCCCUACCCUGUUACCAGGCCAACUGAAUUGGAGAUACUCAAUUUCACAGAGCAGUGUUAGUUCAUUAGACACGUCAAAUACUCUUGAAAAGGAAUUCCGAAAACCAAUCAAGGAAACCAAACAUAAUAGUACUAAGAUAUCUGUUGUAUGGCCCCCACAAUCCCAACCCCCUAAGAAACCCUUUCAGCUAGAGGAGGAUAUCAAGCUCAUCAAACCCCAGUGGCCCCCUCAGGAUGAUGCCACCAUGUCUCCCAAACACCAACACAGAAAGGCUGUUCCCAGGAGUGUCCUUUAAAAUAGAGCAACCCAAGGAAUUUGCAUGACUUGUAGAUUAAUCACAGUGCUGUAUCAUGGGGAACAAUAAAGGCCUUGAGAACGCAACACAAACACACACCUGCAGAAGAACAGGAAGAGCCUGUAAAAAAUGAUGGUGGUAAGAUAAGUGACCGUGGAAGAGGGAAAAAGUAUCAUGGCUGUAAAUGUAUGUAAAUGAAUAUAGAGGGCGAAGAGAAGAGAUUGAGGGAGAUAGUGGACUGUAAAUAAUGGUAUUUUAAGAGAAGGGAAUUAGAAGGAAAUGAAUGUGCUGCGGGUUAGAGAAGAGAAAGUCAAAAGAGGGUAAAUGUAGAGUGUGAAAUGUUACAUUGGGAGAAAUGGACAUCACAAAUGGAAUUGGUCUGUCAGGUUUGAUGACAUCAACGUCACAUUUAACAUGAAAUGGUAACUAAAGGGAGAAUGUAAGACGCAGAGAGAAUUACAACUGGAUAUGUGUUUUAUACACGUCUGUCAUACAGUACCCUGAUCUACAUGAUAAUGUCAUCCAUCUUUACCCAUUAUGUUUUAAGGAAUUAUUUGAUGUAUUGCAAUAAUCUUAGUUUGUCGUUUUCGUCCAUGGAGAGAGUUACAAAUUGAAUCAAGUGUACCAUUACUGCUUAUAUUUGUCUGGGCCUUUUUCUUUCAACAUAUCAACAUUUUUACAAUCACCUUUUUCUAGCACCUGGUGUGCAGCCUAGUAAAAAUGAUCUUGGAAAUAUUUUCUUUAUAAUAUAUACAGUAUAUACUAUAUCCUAUUAAUUGGUAUUAAUCAUGUUUGUUUUGGAGAUUUGUAUCCUAUUUUAAAAAAAGCAAAUAUUUUGCAAUGCACAUUUUAUUUUGUAGAUUAGCCUAUCUUGCUUUGUACAAGAGAUUUCCUGAUGCUAUCAUCUUGUCAGGCUGGUUUACUUUCUAAUUUAUUGCUGAUCCAGGGGCAAUAAAAAGAUUUAAUUGAAAA
Hypomesus transpacificus is the source of this 11856-nucleotide messenger RNA. RefSeq names its product xin actin binding repeat containing 2b (gene xirp2b). The record is from RefSeq and is a predicted model, not a curated record. Gene Ontology annotation, cellular component: stress fiber; focal adhesion. Gene Ontology annotation, molecular function: actin filament binding. Gene Ontology annotation, biological process: actin filament organization; actin cytoskeleton organization. Lineage: Eukaryota; Metazoa; Chordata; Actinopteri; Osmeriformes; Osmeridae.